Messenger RNA from Ilex paraguariensis (yerba mate), 1020 nucleotides. NCBI's taxonomy places the organism in Eukaryota, Viridiplantae, Streptophyta, Magnoliopsida, Aquifoliales, Aquifoliaceae. The record is from the annotation of a GenBank genome assembly.
AUGAUGAAUAGCCAACUCCUGUAUCCAGAACACCCAGCAUUACAAAAUGAAUGGGCCCUGGAAGAUAUCCGCUCAACAUUUGUGAAGUGCACCAGAUGGCAACUAGAAGACACCAUGGAUCCAAUCAACUGCCCUUAUCAUUACUUCUGUGACAGCUCUUACCCAGGAAAUUAUCCACCCACUGUCGAUAUUCUUGUAGCUGUCUUCACAACAGCUUCCUACUUCGCUACCUUAAUCUUCAUGGUGAUGGAGGUAUAUAGCAGGGGAAACACGCGACCUUCUCGUGUUCAACUACGAAGAUACUUGCUACCAUCCGGUCCAGUAUCCCUCCCGAUUUUCCUUUUGGCUUUCGCCAAGGGCCAAAGGAUAAACACAAUAUUUCCCUUCACAUGCAUCGGUCCAGCCAUCCUCCAACUGAUUCACAUAUCUGCUCUUGCCUUUGAUGACAUUGCUGACAAGGACAUCAAGUAUGCAUUUUUAAAAGCAUCAACAAUCUCCGGAAUCAUGCAUGCAAGCUUGUACCUGGAUUCAACUAUAGUGCCUUACUAUACAGGUUUUGAUGCCCUAGUUUCAUCAACCCUUUCUGGUGAGUGUAUAUCUUGUGUAUGUCGAAAAGAGGUCUUGGUUGUGGGAGGGAAGUUGGUCUCCUACAGGGGGUGGUCAAAAACUACCUUUCUUGUCAUAAGUACCCUCUGUUUAAGGAUGAUAUGCAGACUAUCCCCAGAAAACAAAGGUAAAAUCAGAUUAACUAAGUCCAUGUUGGAGAAUUUUAGUUGCAUCUUGAUAACCAUGGACUGUCUGCGUCUGGUAACAAAAUCGCCUCCUGAAAGAUACCUAUUACGCAGUGCUGCAUUUGCAGGCAUGCACCCAGCUUACACAAUGGCAUUCAAGGUGCAAAAGUUGAGACAGGAACAAGAUCCAUCACAAACAGGAAAGAAAAAUUACAACAAUACUGGGAAGAAAGAGAUAUCUGCAAAAAUUUCCAUUAUUCUUUAUGGGCUUCCAUUCAGGGGCCAAUAA